UAUAUCUACACAUGUAUUUUUGUAGGCUUAUGAGAAAGAUUUUUACCUCGUUGGGGCCAGCAAAAAUAUACGAUGCAAGGAUAAAUUGCCGGAAGAACUAUUAUCGAAAGUGUACAAUUCUUUGAAGUCCGAACUUAGUUCAACUCAGGAAAUUUAUUUUCGUGUAAUGAGCUACAAACUUCUGGGUGUGCAAAUUGAUGAACAAAAUACAGCGAAACUUGUAAAAUCUCUGCAGGAUUUACUAAAGAAAGAUGAUUCAAUCGUUAGUUUCGGUUAUGCUUUCAACGUCGCAAGUGAGUUGGGUCCUAGUGCAGCGUUUGUGGCUGAUCGUGUCGAAGAUGCCGUCGUUCAAGCCGACGAAGUAGAUGGAAAAAUGCUACAAUUUGAAGGCGGCCUUAGCAUAACUGCCUUGGUCGUAAAUGGAAUAUUUCGAGUAACAGAUACUUUUAAGAAAGCAGCACCCUUAAACGCGGAACAAGCUGUGAAGUUUGCUACAUACUUUCUUAAUCGUAGAUCCGUGCAAUCGGCUAAGGGUGCACAUUUGCUUAUUGAAGCAUUGAAAACUUUGGGAGCAGCGGAAAAAAUUGCACCGAUUUGUAUUCAAUUGAUAGGAAAUGGUCAAUUACAGUCUGACAAUCAUGUACUGAACGUAAAGGUUGUUGAUUUGUUGGGCAAAUCUUUAACUCCAGCACCCCAAAAUAUUUAUGGGAAAAUAUUGUUGAAAAAAGAUAAUACCGUACUUGCCGAAAAAGUUCAGUUCGUGCCGAAGUCAUCCGACAAAACUGUUUAUGCAGCGCAGCUAUCGAACUAUAAACCCACUCGUGGCAUAUACUUAGCAGAAAUCAACGCGGACAACAUAUACACUCAGACAUUGCAAUUCAAGGUACUUGGACGAAUAAAAGUGCAUUCUCUGGAAGUUGGUGUUGCAGAAUCAGACGCGAGCUCAGCAGUAAAAAAGCAAAGUGUCACCUAUCCGCAAACUUUGCCACAUACAUUAAAGGCUGAUACAACCCAAAAACUGCUGCUAAAAUCUGUACUUAUAGAUGAAGGCACAACAAAGGUAAUUUCAGUUCAUCAGGCAUUUGUGCGGCUUACCAAUACAGAUACCAAAGAGGAAAUUAUAUUCGUUGCAGAACAAGAUAGUAACAAAGCUUACAAGUUCGACAUGGAUGUAGGUUCACAUGGUGCAGAUUUCGAUUACAAAUCGGGGGAAUAUGAACUUUACUUGAUUAUUGGCGAUGCUUCAAUCUCAAAUUCAUUCCAGUGGCACGUAGCGAACGUUCAGCUAAAAUUUUCCCAUGAAUACGAGACAAGGAAGAAGCAAGCAAUUCGUAGCAUGUUGCCGGAAAUAGAACAUUUGUUCCGUCCUCCCGAAAAACGUCCGCCUCGUUUUGUUUCAGAUGUAUUCACCGGUUUAUGCUUAACACCCUUGGUGUUGCUAUUCAUUUUCUGGGUCAAGCUGGGAAUAAACGUCUCCAACUUUUCGUUCGCACCCUGUACAAUUGGUUUUCAUGCGGGUUUUGGUGGCAUUUUGGCGUUAUUUGUAGUUUUUUGGUUCAACUUAAACAUGUUCCAAACACUGCGUUUGCUCAUUCCAAUAGCAAUAUUCACUUUCUUGUGCGGAAAUCGAGUAUUGCGAGGUAUACAUGCACAACGAAUAACGAAGUGACCAUCAACUUCAAACAUCAGUGCAACAUCAUCCUAAAUCCACAACAUUAAAUAAAAAACUAAGGUUACUUUCAUUCCGAAACUUCUCAAGCGACCGAGAGAAAAAACCAAACCUAUAAAUACAUACAUAAGUAUAUUUUUUAAAUCUUGCAAACUGAAAAUAAACUACAUGACAUGGUUUUAAACUGUGUCCGAUUAAUAAGUUGUUCGUGAACUAUACGUAUGUUUUUAAUUUAGCUAUAAAAAAUAAAAGUAUUGCAUUGAAUCAGCACUGAUAACUUCCAACUAUA
Rhagoletis zephyria (snowberry fruit fly) is the source of this 1958-nucleotide messenger RNA. It is a transcript of the gene OstDelta, whose product is annotated as oligosaccharide transferase delta subunit. Lineage: Eukaryota; Metazoa; Arthropoda; Insecta; Diptera; Tephritidae. Gene Ontology annotation, cellular component: oligosaccharyltransferase complex; membrane. Gene Ontology annotation, biological process: protein N-linked glycosylation. The record is from RefSeq and is a predicted model, not a curated record.